CCGCACCUCCUCGCUGUCUCCGGUGACGCGCGCAAAUAAGAAUCUCGAAAAUCUCACCCCUGUCAACGCCGUCUCCUCUCGCAAUCUGCUGUCGCUAGUCCGUCCGUCAGACGCCGCCCGCCUCUUGUCCAGCCCGCUCGCCGUCCCUUUGACGGCCUGUACAUCCUUCCCUCUUCGAGCCUCUUCUCCAUCUGCAUUUCUGUAUUCUGCAUCUUCCCCGCGCCCCCGAUCCCUCCCCGUUCCAGAUCAGCAGACGCCCGGGUCCCCUCUUCACAAGGAAGAUCAAGACAUAAUGCCGGAUUUCGGAGAGCACGUCGACAAUGGGAUCUUUGAACAGAUCCUAGAGAUGGACGAUGACGACAAGCGCGAGUUCAGCAAGUCCUUGGUCACCAACUUCUUUGACCAAGCUGAGGAGACCUUUGUCAAGAUUGAGGAGGUUUUGAACAAUGAGAAGCUCGACAACGGCAAGAGGCUCGAGACGCUGUCGAGUCUGGGCCAUUUCUUGAAGGGUUCUUCAGCCACCCUCGGUUUCAACAAGAUCAGGGAUUCGUGCCAAAUCAUCCAACAAUACGGUCACAAGCUCACUGUCGAUGGAGCUGCGGAGCCCAACGAACAAGUUUGCCUGGAGAAGAUUCAGGCUGCUCUCAAGACAGCCAGGAACGACAAAAACGUGCUGGCGGACAUGAUGUUGAACGAAACACACGGCUUCUUCCAGCCAGAUGACGAAUAGUGGGAUUCCGGAUGAUUCACAACACUUCCCUCUGGUUUGCCGUGCUCAUAUCUGGCGCUUUUCUUGGGCGACGAAGGCAAGCAUGCCUGCCUGCCUGCCUGCCUGCCUGCCUACGUUGGAACAGCUUCGGCGACACGACAGUAUGGCACUCCUCCGGGCGAGUAGGUCGAGAUGUCAGGGCGCGGGAGGAAAACAAAAGGUACAGCAGUCUAGAAGACGCGAAUCGGAAUAGAAUUCAGGGGCCAUUUAGAUCUAGCCAUUCCGCAGGGCUUGGAGCUAUGGGAGCCAUGAUCACUACACGUGGGCAUUGCGCACCGACGGCGUUCUGCGAAUCAGACGCACGGCUCUGGCUCAUGGGGGCGCUGAAAAGGGCAUUGUGGGAUGUUUACGCGAAGGCUUUGAGAAAUAGCAGGCUCACCAUCCCGAGGUAUAGGCGGGAGAGAUAUUCUAGCAUGGUCUCUGUUUCGGACCCUUUUGCUUGGUAGAAUAUCGGGAUGUUCAAUACGUUGUUUGUCGCUUGGUGGAUCAGGGAGGUAGUCACGGUUCUUAAAGACAAGAGUAGCCUUUGUUAGUAGCGCUUUCCCGGGUAUCGGAUCCGGUUCAUACAGAUAGUACAAAUCAUGUAACAUCCUCAAGUUGUCCUGUCCGUC
Molecule: messenger RNA, 1380 nt
Organism: Neurospora crassa OR74A
Lineage: Eukaryota; Fungi; Ascomycota; Sordariomycetes; Sordariales; Sordariaceae
Gene: hpt-1
Product: histidine phosphotransferase-1, variant 1
Exons: 4
Coding region: 293-730 (145 amino acids)
Biological process (GO): phosphorylation; phosphorelay signal transduction system
Cellular component (GO): nucleus; cytoplasm
Molecular function (GO): protein histidine kinase binding; histidine phosphotransfer kinase activity
Source: RefSeq, a predicted model, not a curated record